AUGGAAAGGAAAAAAUAUAAAAGAUAUCUUGGGUCAACGACAUCUGAUUCAGUGACAACUAAUCCACUGGAAUGGACGGGUAAUGUGACAGUGAGAAAGAAACGCAAGCCCUACUCCAAGUUCCAGACAUUAGAACUUGAAAAGGAGUUCCUGUUUAAUGCAUAUGUUUCAAAACAAAAGCGUUGGGAACUGGCACGCAAUCUUAAUCUCACCGAAAGGCAAGUUAAGAUUUGGUUUCAGAAUAGGAGGAUGAAAAGCAAGAAAAGUUCUCAAAGAAAUUCUGAAAAUAAUCAGAAUAAUCAUAACACGGGAUCAGGUCAAGCAACUAAUGCUAAGUGA
Molecule: messenger RNA, 339 nt
Organism: Centruroides sculpturatus (bark scorpion)
Lineage: Eukaryota; Metazoa; Arthropoda; Arachnida; Scorpiones; Buthidae
Product: homeobox protein Hox-D9-like
Exons: 2
Coding region: 1-339 (112 amino acids)
Biological process (GO): regulation of transcription by RNA polymerase II
Cellular component (GO): nucleus
Molecular function (GO): DNA-binding transcription factor activity, RNA polymerase II-specific; RNA polymerase II cis-regulatory region sequence-specific DNA binding
Source: RefSeq, a predicted model, not a curated record